Molecule: messenger RNA, 3159 nt
Organism: Loxodonta africana (African savanna elephant)
Lineage: Eukaryota; Metazoa; Chordata; Mammalia; Proboscidea; Elephantidae
Gene: DSPP
Product: dentin sialophosphoprotein
Exons: 4
Coding region: 1-2541 (846 amino acids)
Biological process (GO): odontoblast differentiation; dentinogenesis
Cellular component (GO): nucleus; cytoplasm
Molecular function (GO): collagen binding
Source: RefSeq, a predicted model, not a curated record
AUGAAGAUAAUUAUAUAUUUUUGCAUUUGGGCAGCAGCAUGGGCCGUUCCAGUUCCUCAAACCAAACCCUUGGAGAGACAUGCUGUUGACAAAUCUUUGAAUUUAUAUGUACUAGCAAAAUCCAGUGUGACAAUACAGGAUGAGUUAAAUGCCAAUGACACUGCCAAAGAAAAUGGUGUCUCCAUGCAUGAAAGUGAAAUAGGAAGGCAACAGUAUACAGAAAACAGUUGCAAAGGAGAAGGGAAUGGCUCUGAGUGUGCAGAAUUAGGAGGAAAGAAUUCUUACACACAUUCCACGUUAGCAGAUGAAGAGAAUAUUGAGAAUGGGAAUGGGGGCACAGGAAACCUAGACACAUAUGGUUAUGAUGCGAUACAUGGAAAUGAGAAUAACAUCACAACAAGUGGCAUUAGAGGAAAAGUAAACGUCCUUGACAAUGUUGGAGCAGCAACUGUGAGCAAUGUUAAUGGAAACACUGAUAAGAAUAUAAUCAAUUGGGAUGUAGGAGAUACAAGUCAGAGUGAGAAUGUCACUGUUGUCCCUGAAGAUGGAAAUCAAGUAGCUGGAAACAAUAAUAGUACAGGCCAUGUGGAUGAAAUAAAUGGAAAUUCCUGUGGGAAUGAGGGUAACACAAAUGAAGUAACACCUCAGGGAGAAGGUGGGAUAAAUGAAAACAAGGAGGCUGCGGCAACUCCAGGGAGAAGUGGAACUGACAAUGGACAAGGUACUACUAGCCUGGGUGAUUCUGAUUGGAGUCCUAGCGGGAGUGGAGCAGAAGAAGAUGAAGACAAGGAGGGCUCUGGUGACGAAGAUGAAGAAACAGGGGAUGGAAAAGAGGGUGCCGACAAUAACAAUGGCCAGGAAGUUCAGGGUAAUGGAAAAGAAGAUGGCAAUGACAAUAGCACAGGUCAAAAUUCCAUCAGUAUUGAAGAUGGUGACCCUGAAGAUCAAGAAGCUCCUCAUAAUAAAAAUGAUAGAGACAACACCGCCAAGAGUGAAGAAGAUUCUGACGGUAUUCCAGAAGGCAAUGAUGAUAAAAGCAUAAAGAAUACCAAAGAACUCAAUCACAGAGAAAGCAAAAAUGUGAACAAUGGAGUCACUGAAGUAGCAGAGCAGAGUGCUGUUGGAAAGAGCCAAGAUAAGGGAAUAGAAAUUGAAGUUUCCAGCAAUAGCAACAGAAAUAAUAUUGCCAAAGAAGCUGGGAAAGUCAAUGAAGAUAAAGAGAGUAAAAGACAACAUGGAACUAUCAUGGGCAAAGGAAAUGUCAAGGCACAAGGAGAGGCUGGUAACAUACAAGGACCAGGCCAGAAAUCAGAACCUGGAAAUACGGCUGGACACAGCAAAGUUGGCGGUGAGAGUAAUAGUGAUGGAUAUGACAGUUACGAUUUUGAUGAUGAGUCCAUGCAAGGAGAUGACCCCAACAGUAGCAAUGAGUCCAAUGGCAAUGAUGAUGCCAAUUCUGAGAGUGAAAAUGACAGCAGUAGCCGAGGAGACGAUUCUUAUACCUCUGAUGAAUCAACAGAUAAUGGCAAUGACAGUGAUUCAAAAGAAGAAGGAGAUGAUGCUGAGAGUGAUAGCACACCAGACACUAAUGAUGGUGACAGUAAUGGAAAUGGUAACAAUGGGAAUGGAAACAAUGGUGAACCAGAGAGUAAAUCAGAUAGCAGUGACAGCAGUGACAGCAGUGACAGCAGUGAUAGCAGUGACAGCAGUGACAGCAGUGAUAGCAGUGACAGCAGUGAUAGCAGUGACAGCAGUGAUAGCAAAUCAGACAGCAGUGACAGUAGUGAUAGCAGUGACAGCAGUGACAGUAGUGAUAGCAGUGACAGUAGUGACAGCAGUGAUAGCAGUGAUAGCAGUGACAGCAGUGAUAGCAGUGACAGCAGUGACAGCAGUGAUAGCAGUGACAGCAGUGAUAGCAGCAACAGCAGUGAUAGCAAAUCAGACAGCAGUGACAGUAGUGAUAGCAGUGACAGCAGUGACAGUAGUGAUAGCAGUGACAGCAGUGAUAGCAGUGACAGUAGUGACAGCAGUGAUAGCAGUAAGAGCAGUGACAGUAGUGACAGCAGUGACAGCAGUGAUAGCAGUGACAGCAGUGACAGCAGUGACAGCAGUGAUAGCAGUGACAGCAGUGACAGCAGUGAUAGCAGUGACAGUAGUGACAGCAGUGAUAGUAGUGACAGCAGUGAUAGUAAUGACGGCAGUGACAGCAGUGAUAGCAGUGACAGCAGUGAUAGCAGCAAUAGUGAUAGUGAUAGUAGUGACAGCAGUAAGAGCAGUGACAGCAGUGAUAGUAAUGACAGCAGUGACAGCAGUGAUAGCACUGACAGUAGUGACAGUAGCAAUAGCAGUGACAGCAGUGACAGUAGUGACAGCAAUGACAGCAGUGAUAGCAGUGACAACAGCGGCAGCAAUGACAGUGCAUCUAACAGUAGUGAUGAGAGUGACAGCAAGAGCAAGUCUGAUAAUGGGAACAGCAAUGCAAGUGAUAGUGACAGUGACAGUGAAGGCAGUGACAGUAAUCACUCAACCAGUGAUGAUUAGAACAAAAGAAAAAAGCCACAAGAUUCCUUUUGUGAAAAACUUGGUGAAUAAUUGACAAGAAAUAAAGAUUUCCAAGAAAAUAAAGAAAGGGGAGAGAGAAAUAGAAGACAGAUAUAUAUAUAUAUAUAGUAUAUAUAUAUAUAAAAUCUCAGAAACAACUUGGGGCGUAGAAUCAAACAUUGGCGUCGGCUUCAAGUUUCAGCUCCCUCAGAGAGAGAAUCUGAGUGCCUGUCCUCUGGUGCAUGCAUGUUAAAAUAGAUUCACACGAUGAAUAUAUUUUGUUAGGAGUGUAAAUCUAAACAUAAAAGAACAAUCAGGAACAUUCUUUAGUAUUUUACACAGAAACCUCAAGUGAUCACUUACUACAUGAUAACUUCAAUCCCAGUGCCACAGGCUUUAGAGAAUGUGGCAAGCCAACAUAUCUUAUGAGCAACCUAUGGCAUUGCCUUAAUCCUCCAGUGAUUAUAUUUUCUGGAUAGACAAUAUGCCUACCACUGAGUAAGGUGGGAGCAAAAGGUGCUGUUAUGGUGAUAGGACUUCCAGCUUGGCUACAGAUUAAUUUGCUUAUUCUAAGGAAGAAAUACAUUUCUAAUGUGGGCAAAAAAAAAAAAAAAAAAA